Messenger RNA from Diaporthe batatas, 3417 nucleotides. RefSeq lists its product as uncharacterized. The transcript has 9 exons. The record is from RefSeq and is a predicted model, not a curated record. Gene Ontology annotation, molecular function: P-type sodium:potassium-exchanging transporter activity; ATP binding; ATP hydrolysis activity. NCBI's taxonomy places the organism in Eukaryota, Fungi, Ascomycota, Sordariomycetes, Diaporthales, Diaporthaceae. Bases 76 to 3417 code for a protein of 1113 amino acids. Gene Ontology annotation, cellular component: membrane. Gene Ontology annotation, biological process: intracellular potassium ion homeostasis; potassium ion import across plasma membrane; sodium ion export across plasma membrane.
GUAACACUUACACCUUCUGCACUCUUCCCUCUUCUUCUUCUCCUUCUUCUAAUCCUCUUCCUCCUCCUCCUUCUCAUGUCCUCGCCCGUCGCUCGGAGUUACAAAACAUACCUUACCAUGGCAGAGAAUGACGAGGCUGAGCCGGCCACAACAGAGCGUCUCCGCUUCAAAGAUGAGGAGGCGGCAGUUGGCGGUGGCGGCGCCGGUCACCAUCACGGCCGCCAUGCCACAAUGGCAGCCGGCAGCAGGCGCCCUCAACUCGCUCGCCAGUCGACAGCAAUUUCGGAGGACUCCAUGUCCAUCCGGCCCGCGAGCAGGCGCCAGGACCCCAGUGCUGCUCUGCCGAUUCAAUACCGAACCUUAUCAAUUGAUCUCGACGACGCGAAGGCUAAGGAUAAGAAUAAUGCGGCUAUCGAGGACCUCGCCGACCUGGACUGGCAUAUAAUACAAACCCAUGAACUCACCCAGCGACUAAACGUGUCCGACAGUCACGGCCUCUCCGAAGAACAAGUCAAGCGCCGCCUGACAAAGUACGGCAAGAACGCGCCGUCACCCCCAAAGACACACCGGCUCAAGACAACCGCGGGCUACUUCUUCAAGGGCUUCGGUUCGGUACUGGUCGUGGCCUCGGUGCUCGUCUUCAUCGCGUGGCGGCCCCUGGGCGACCCGCCUGCGCAGGCAAACCUGGCCCUCGCAAUCGUGCUGUUGGCCGUCUUCUUCAUCCAGGCCGGCUUCAACAUGUGGCAGGAUUGGAGCUCGAGCCGUGUCAUGGCCAGCAUCAAAACCAUGCUGCCUGAGCAUUGCCAGGUCGUACGUGACGGUGCCCGGGCAUCGCUUCCCGCGGCGGAGCUCGUCCCCGGUGAUGUGCUGCUUGUCAGUGCUGGGAACAAACUACCUGCGGAUGUUAGGUUCAUUAAGGUCUCGUCUGAUACCAAGUUUGAUCGCUCUAUUCUUACGGGUGAAUCUGUCCCGCUGGCGGCCACUGUCGACUCUACUGACCCGAAUUACCUGGAGACGAGAAACAUCGGCCUCCAAGGAACACACUGUGUGUCCGGCAGUUGUACCGGAAUAGUUGUGUCAACGGGUAACAAGACUGUGUUUGGACAGAUCGCGAAACUUACAAAUGAGCCCAAGGUCGGGCUGUCGACUCUGGAAAAGGAGAUACUGAGCUUUGUUUGGAUCAUCUGCUCUAUAAUGAUCCUCAUGAUCAUCAUCGUGAUUGUUUUAUGGGCUGCUUGGUUGCGAACAACUUAUCCUGAUUGGAUAAAUGUCCCUACACUUAUAGUAGGGUGUGUGUCCGUGGCAGUUGCUUUCAUUCCUGAAGGUCUGCCCGUUGCUCUGACGGCGAGCUUGACAAUAAGCGCAAAUAUGAUGCGGAAGAACAACAUAUUGUGCAAAUCGCUCAAGACAGUGGAGACCUUGGGUGCUGUGAGUGUCAUUUGCUCAGACAAAACUGGAACACUUACUUCGAACCAAAUGGUCGUCACGGACUGCUUCGUGGGCCUGGAAAAGAUGACAGCCGACAAUGUCAGAGAUACCCUCAUAGCAGAAAGAAACAUAGACGGAAACUUUGCAGGAAACGCGAUCGACCAGCUCAAGACAAUCGCUGGUCUCUGCAAUGCUGCUGAAUUCGAUGCCCAGACCAGAAAGCUGCCUCUGGAUCAGCGGAAGGUACAUGGUGAUGCUACCGACACUGCCAUUCUUCGCUUUUCUGAGUAUCUCGGACCCAUUUCCGAGAUGAAGAGAUGCUGGCACACCAAAUUCGACUUGGCUUUCAACAGUAAGAACAAGUUUAUGAUUAGGGUCCUCAGUCUGGCUCAUCCCGACGGCAAGACCGACGCAAUGCCUCUCGAUGUCGCAUCGGUGUUUGAGCCCAGUGACCUAACCGGGGCCUCCCACCUCAUGACCGAUGCCGCCAAAGCCAAGAUUGAGGAAGCACAGGCAGAAUAUUCAGCACGGGGUCGCCGAGUGCUCCUCCUUGCCCACAAGACGUUAUCUCGCUCCUCUUUGAAGACCUCCCCUCUGUCCUCGGCGUUCGAGAAGGAGAUGACGGACCAGUCCAAGUCAGGCCUUACUCUUGUCGGGCUCGUGGCGAUCCAGGACCCGCCGAGGCCCGAGAUCCCAGGCGUGGUUCAGGCCCUGCGCGGUGCGGGUAUUCGCAUCUUCAUGGUGACGGGCGAUUUUGCACUGACAGCGCAGGCGAUCGCGUCGGAAUGCGGCAUCAUCAGCAGCGAUCCGGGAUCCGUCAGGACCGCCGCAGAUCUCGGCCGGAACCCACUGGCACAUCCUUCCGACCUCAACACCGGCGAAGGGCAGGCUAAGAUGGUCCGCUUCGAGGAUCAGCCGCGGCCGACCUCCAUCGUGGUUACGGGAUCAGACCUCAUGGCCAUGAACGAGUCUCAGUGGGACGAGCUGAUCAGGUCGUACACCGAGGUCGUGUUCGCGCGCACGACGCCCGAGCAGAAGCUACGCAUCGUUCGAGAGCUGCAAGGGCGGGGCCUGGUCGUGGGAAUGACGGGCGACGGUGUCAACGACGCACCUGCGCUGCGGGCGGCAGACGUGGGUAUUGCUGUUGGCUCCGGGUCCGACAUCGCGGUGGAGGCUGCCGACAUGGUGCUGCUGGAGAGCUUUAGCAGUGUUGUAGAGGCUGUGCGGUACGGGCGGAUGAUGUUCGACAACCUCAAGAAGACCAUUGCCUACCUGCUGCCCGCAGGAAGCUUCUCCGAAUUCUGGCCCGUCUUCACCAACGUCGCCUUCGGCCUGCCCCAGGUCCUCAGCAGCUUCCUCAUGAUCGUCAUCUGCUGCUUCACUGACUGCCUGGCCGCCACGUCGCUGGCGUACGAGAAGCCCGAGGCCGACGUGCUCCUGAGGCCGCCCCGCGUCGUCGGUGUGGACCGUCUCGUGGAUUGGAAGCUCAUCGUACAGUCGUACGGCUUCGUCGGCAUCGUGGAGACGGCCGCCUCCUUCGCCAUGAGCUACUGGUACCUCGAGCGCUCGGGCAUACCCUUUUCCAGUUUGUGGUUCGGCUUCGGCGAACCUGCCGGUAUCGACACGGACUACUAUACCGACAAGCUGAACGUAGCCAGCUCCAUCUACUUCAUAACUCUUGUCGUCAUGCAGUGGUUCAACCUCAUGUCCGUCAGGACGCGCCGCCUCUCUAUCGUGCAGCACCCGCCGUUGUUUAACAGAAGAUCCCGGAACGUGUGGCUCUUCCCCUCAAUCCUCUUCUCCCUAGCCAUGGCCUUCUUCUGGCUGUACAUCCCCAGGCUACAGGAGGUGCUUUCGACGGCCGAGGUUCCUGUCGAGUACUGGUUCCUUCCGAUGACCUUUGGACUUGGCAUCCUGUUGAUGGAUGAGUGGCGCAAGUUCUUUGUGCGCAAGUGGCCCACAGGACUGAUGGCUCGAUGGGCUUGGUAA